AUGGAAAUCAAUCAACCAACCAGCAUCGAAGAUUUCGAAGAAGCCUACAUCACCGUAACGCAAAUACUCAAAGAUCACAAACUCGUCAACAAAGAAACAACCCAAAAAGACAUGCAACCCGCAAUUGAAGAAGCACAGAAGUUGUUCAAAAACAAACAGACACCGGCACACAUUCGUCUAAGAGUUCUCAUCUUCCUGUCCGCUACGACUGAUGACUGGAACGUCGCUGAAGGAUAUCGUCUGGAUGCUGAGUUCCUUUGCAGCAUUCUGCACCGCUUCCCUUCUAGCCAUAAGAAGGGAAAUCUGGAGCAGAUGCUGACAGAAUCGCGUGAGAGCCUUGAAGAGCUGAAGGUAGCCCAGGAAGAAGCCAAGCGGCUGGCAGACUUUGCGGAGGUUGACGAUUGGAUUGAGGAGUUGGUUGAGGUUUGGGAUGUCAAGGAGAUUGAAGCCGACGAGAGCGUCACACAAACUGUGUCUGCUGUCGACAAGGAAAGAGGCAACGAUGAAGAAGAUUAUGAGAUCUUGUGAACUCUCGAGAGGGAAGGAACGAACUUCCUCUCGGAUGACCAAGCCCGG
Molecule: messenger RNA, 576 nt
Organism: Aureobasidium pullulans EXF-150
Lineage: Eukaryota; Fungi; Ascomycota; Dothideomycetes; Dothideales; Saccotheciaceae
Exons: 1
Coding region: 1-528 (175 amino acids)
Source: RefSeq, a predicted model, not a curated record